GGACCAAUGAACGGAGCAGUGAAAUCUGUGAUUAGCGGGAAACCGGCUGCUAUCGACGUCAACUAUUAAUUAUUGCGAUAGUGUACAUCUAUUCUGGCAUUUCCGAAAGAACUGUAUAUCGUAUAUUUUUAACGUGUUGCUACAAUGAGCCCGUGACAGUUAGGGAUAUUUGUCUUAAGACUGCUAUUUCUCCCUGGCACGCUAACGCCACUAGUUAGCUAGGUGUUCCCUUUGGCUAACAGCGAGUAGAGUGAGCAGGCAGAGUCACAGAGACAAAGGGCUGCUGCACCCACUGCAUGGAUAAAAAUGAGUGUGUUUAAUUUAGACCGGUUUCGUUAUGACAAAAAUGCAACGACUGCAACGAAGGACGUCCAGCAUACCGGGUCUAAAAGUCCAGAAUCAGAGAAAGAGAACAAACCAGCUCACAUGAAGACUGUUAAAGACCCUGCAAAGUCCCACGUCCGAGGGGUGGUUUUUGAAGAAGCCAUAAUUAUUGACUUGGAGGAGGACGAGCUCCUCUCGAAACCUAAUUCCAAAAUGUCUUUAACCAGCAAUUCCAGGUACCCUAUAGGGAAAUCACCUAAAAAACUGAUAAAAGAUGAUGCUGAUGAUGACAGUGAAAUGGAAGAUAAAAUGAGCACAUUAGUGGAGAUGUUUCCUCAGCUGACCAGGGAGGAGCUCCUGGAUGUAAUUGGAGCCACAAGCACGAUUGAUGGUGCUGUAGCUGUAUGCUUGUUAAAGUUUGGUGAUAAAGAAGCCACCGGCAAGAAGAGGAAGCAGGAAGACAGCAUCUGUUCCCAGGACAAUGAUCCAGUUCACCCCAACAAGAAGCGGAAACAGUUUGUGAUUUCAGAAGAGGAUGAAAAUGACGAUGAUAGUGAUGAAGGGACAGAGCCAUCCUGGGACAAGAAGGAGCUCAUGGUCAGGAGACUGGAGAUUAAUUUUCCUGACCAGGACAAGGAGGAGCUGCGGAUGGUGCUGGAGGAGCAUAAUUGGAAUGUUGAAGAAGCCCUUCAGGUCCUACAAAUGUUCUCAGACCCAGAUUCAAACUUGAACUCACUUGAGUCAAAGGAGAAUAAAUUGUGCGAAUUGAAGAGAAACGACCAGUCAUGCAGAGACCAGAGGGAGCCAGAGCACCACAAAUAUGGCGAUAGUACAUCUGGCAAUAAACUAAAGAAUGCCAAAGAUAAUGAACAUUUUAUGAAAGCAAAGGAGGAUAAUUCAGAUGAAACAGAGGACAGUGAAAACUGUUCAGACUCUGAAGAGGAUAAAGUGUCAAAAAGCAGUUCAUCACUGUGGUCUAGUAAACAUUCCGGUGCAACAUCUUCAUCUUCCUCUGCCCAGAUGUCAUCCAAGCUGUGCUCCUCUUCUUCUGCUGCCCAGAUGCUGUCCAGAUUUGCCAGUGGGACCAGUAUUGCUAAGAAACAGGCAGCAGAGAGGAAGCGCAAAGUGCAUACCUCUGGAGAACCUAUCAGUUCUGACGAUGAGGAUGAUGAUGAUGAUGAAGAUGAUGAGGAUGUUAGUAGUGAGUUUGAGUCGGAUGAGGACUGGAGCUCUGAAGGUGUGAUGUCAGAACUCAAGAAAGAGGUGCUCAGUUUCUUCCAGGAUGCUUCAAUAGAUGAGCUCACACUGAUUUCUGGGUGCUCUGUCAAAAAAGCACAGAAGAUUGUGGAACUUAGACCCUUUCAUACCUGGCAGAGCCUGGUUGAUGUCUUCCACAAGAAUAAUGGACUAUCAGAUGAUUUGGUGCUGGGCUGCAGAGUUGUCCUCAGAGAACGGAAGGUUGUGAAAAACCUCAUGUCCAAAUGUGAAACCAUUUCUCUGAGAAUGGUCAAACAAGUCACUGAGGUUAUGGAGAAGGGCAUUGAUUCCAUGAAAGCGCCCAGCAUACUCAAUAGUCAGUUUCAGUUGAAAACCUAUCAGCUGAUUGGUCUGAGGUGGCUGGUGCUUCUGCAUGAACAUAAACUCAGUGGUAUACUGGCUGAUGAAAUGGGUUUGGGCAAAACAAUCCAGGCCAUAGCUUUUCUGGCACAGCUUUACCAAGAUGGAAUAGGAGGUCCUCACCUCAUCACUGUGCCAUCCUCUACACUGGAUAACUGGGUCAGAGAGCUGAAGCUGUGGUGUCCAAGCCUCAGAACUUUAGUCUAUUAUGGGUCUGUGGAAGACCGUCGCUACCUCAGAUACGACAUCCUCAGGGAAGAUGUUGACUUUGAUGUCAUAGUGACUACGUAUAACUUGGCGAUAGGAAAUGACAAUGACCGCAGUCUUUUCCGCAAGCUACCACUGAAGUAUGCUGUAUUUGAUGAAGGACACAUGUUGAAGAAUAUGAACACUUUGCGCUACCGCCACCUUAUGGCGAUUAAUGCAGAACAUCGAUUGUUGCUGACAGGCACGCCAGUACAGAAUAACCUCUUGGAGCUGAUGUCUCUACUGAACUUUAUCAUGCCUUCUAUGUUUUCUCACACAACUAACCAGCUUUCCAAAAUGUUUUCUAUGAAAUCCUAUGAGGAGCAAAGCCGCUUUGAGAGGGAUCGUAUUUCUCAGGCAAAACUUAUAAUGAAGCCAUUUAUCCUGAGAAGAGUCAAGAGUGAAGUCCUCAAGCAGCUGCCAGCUAAGGAAGAGAAAAUAGAGUUCUGCUCAAUGAGUGAGAAACAGCAACGUCUCUAUGAGACACUCUUCAGUAAACUCAAGGCUUCCAGCAACAGCGAGAAACGAGAGUUGUGUAAUGUCAUGAUGCAGCUGAGGAAGAUGGCCAAUCACCCACUGCUGCAUAGACAGUACUACAGCACUGACAAAUUACAAGCCAUGAGCAAACUCAUGCUCAAGGAGCCAACUCAUGUUGAUGCCAAUGCUGCUCUGAUCCAGGAGGACAUGGAGGUGAUGUCAGACUUUGAGCUGCAUCGUCUGUGCCAGCAAUACUCUUCUAUCAAUUCCUACCAGCUGGAAAACAAUCUCCUACUUGACUCUGGGAAGUUCCACCACCUUACAGAGCUGCUGGCUUCUCUUAAAGAAAAAGGGGAUCGGGUGGUGUUAUUCAGUCAGUUCACCAUGAUGCUGGACAUUGUGGAAGUACUGCUGAAACACCUCAUGCAUGAUUACGUCAGAUUGGAUGGAUCCACGCCCAUAGCUGACAGGAUUGUGCUGAUUGAUAAGUUCAACAAUGAUCCCAACAUAUUUGUGUUCCUGUUGUCGACACGCGCUGGUGGCCUCGGCAUUAAUCUCACCUCAGCUAAUGUAGUCAUUCUACAUGACAUUGACUGUAAUCCCUACAACGACAAACAGGCUGAGGACAGAUGUCACCGUGUGGGCCAGUCAAGGACUGUGCGUGUGAUUAAGCUGAUCAGUAAGGACAGCAUAGAGGACUGCAUGCUGCAGCUUAGUCAGAAGAAACUCAAACUGGAGCAGGACAUGACAGCUGCUGAUGAGGGUGCUGAGGGGACUAUACCUGAAGAUAUGGCGUCUUUGCUCAAAGCAUCACUGGGACUGUGACACUUGAACACUUGUUGCUGUACAGUUGCAUUAUAAGUUAAAUUCCUUUGAAUCUGGUCAGACUUGAUUGCUGCAGACUGAAGACAUGUUUUGUGUCAGUGCUGGAAAGCCUCUGAAAACCACAUGCUGCCAUAGUGUAAAAAAAAGAAAAAAAAAAAGAUCUUUUUAUCGCCUAUGGCCUGGAUACUGUGCCUCAGAUUUUUUUUACAAGACUAUGUAUGACUGUUUUUUUUCCUCCUUCAUGCUUUAACAAGUAUUUUUAGGCAGAACAGCAAAGAUCUUUCACAUUUUUUUAAACAUCACCUGCUGUGAGGAUGUUAAACUGUACAAACAUUAAAUGUGUUGUGUAUAGUUCAUAGAAGUUGAAUAAGACUGUAACACCUGUUUUAAGUUCAUCUAGCCCAUUUAAUCCAUGAUGCUUUCUUCUCUUAAUCACAUUUAGAUGAAAUAUUGGUAUGGGCAAUAAUUGGAGUUAGGCCACACACAUCUUUUGACUGUCUUUGAUACUGGGGAAAGUAUUUUUCAUUCUCUUGUAGAAACAGAAUUUAUAGUCGUAGGCAGUUUUAAGAGUCUGUUAUCACUGGCCUCCUUGCACCUGCCUGCUCACAUACCAUGUGUUUAUUUUAAAUCUUUUUGCUUUUUGUCAUGAAAUUGUGUUUUGUGAUUGGAGAUUGGGUGGCACAGUAGCUUUGCGGUUAGCACAGUUGCCUUACGGCAAGAAAGUGCUGCAAUCGCUGGUCCUUUUCUGUGUGGAGUUUGCAUGUUGUCCCUGUGUUUGCAUGGGUUCCCUUCAAGUGGUCUAGCUUUCUCCCACAGCCAAAGACAUGCAAGUUAGGUAAAUUGAUGACUCUAAAUUGACUGUAGGUGUGAUUGUCUGCCUGUCUACAUGUGGCCUGCGAUAGACUGGCAUGCUGUCCUGGGUGUGCCCUGCCUCUUACCCAGUGAUACAGUGGAAUAGGCUCCAGCUCCUCCAUGACCCUUAAUUGGUAUAUAUGAGUAUAGAAAA
This is a messenger RNA of Thalassophryne amazonica, 4495 nucleotides long. RefSeq names its product SWI/SNF-related, matrix-associated actin-dependent regulator of chromatin, subfamily a, containing DEAD/H box 1 a (gene smarcad1a). Gene Ontology annotation, cellular component: nucleus. Lineage: Eukaryota; Metazoa; Chordata; Actinopteri; Batrachoidiformes; Batrachoididae. The transcript is spliced from 23 exons. The record is from RefSeq and is a predicted model, not a curated record. The coding region runs from base 307 to 3489 and encodes 1060 amino acids. Gene Ontology annotation, molecular function: ubiquitin binding; ATP-dependent chromatin remodeler activity; ATP binding.